Porites evermanni is the source of this 990-nucleotide messenger RNA. Lineage: Eukaryota; Metazoa; Cnidaria; Anthozoa; Scleractinia; Poritidae. The record is from the annotation of a GenBank genome assembly.
GCUGGGCAGAACGUGAUCUGGCUUGACGGAAAAGCCAGUGGUCCUGGAACCGUUGAGAAAAUUUCUCCCGGGAGACAUGUCAGGCAAAACGAAUGGCAACCGGAAUGGAACAACAUGUUCCUUCUGCCAAACGGCAUGGGUCACUGCUACGAUUACAUCUCCGACUAUGAGUGUAUUUUUAACCAUCCCAUCCAUCACGUGGACAAUCAACACUUACAGGAAAAUCAAGAGCGCUGGCAGAAAUUACAAGACGCCAAAACUCAAGGUUUGCCCUUACAAAUCAAAGAUCUUGCUCACUUUACAAAUCAUGGAGCCGCCCAUCAGAUCGUUAAUGAUGAUGGCUUCCGAGGUGGGCUAAAGAAAAUCAAUGAAGACGAAAACCAUGAUGAUGUUUUCGCAAAGCUCUCGUGGUGGAGUCCAGUAUUUACAGAUGCAGAGAGAAAUAGCCUUCGUGGGCAUCUUGGAGAAGUCAUACAACCUUUCACUGAUCCGGAAGAGGGUGAUGACCUAGAUGCCUUGAAAAAACAAUUCGCUACUUCUGAUGCCUUCCAGCCUAAAGCUUGGCGGUAUGGAAGACACUUAUUUCGGUAUGACCUAAACGAGUUGUGUGAAAAUUACAGCCAACUUAUCAAUGACGAGCCGCAGUACAAAAUAUUGGGAACGUUUGGCUACAAGAAGGAAGUUAUGCAUGCUGUUCUUGUUUGUAGCGAAGCAGAUGGCGUUUGGCAGUUUUCAGACUAUCCAGAUGUGCCAGAGGAAGAUUUCAACAAUGAAGCAGUAGUUGUUACCCGUGAUGAUGAUAGCAACUGGUAUUGGAGACCUCAGGCAACCGGAGGAGAUGAGAUUCUACGCCUCCGAGCACAUUGGCAAAGUUAUCCGCAAUAUCGUAGGUGGGAACACGUGGCCUUUGCUUUUCACAUCCCUGACGACGAGAUAAUGGUGUGCGAUUCCCCUCUCGACCAUCAUUGUACACUUGGCUGGAAAUGGUGA